This is a messenger RNA of Hevea brasiliensis (rubber tree), 1742 nucleotides long. RefSeq names its product 26S proteasome non-ATPase regulatory subunit 13 homolog A. Gene Ontology annotation, molecular function: structural molecule activity. The record is from RefSeq and is a predicted model, not a curated record. Gene Ontology annotation, biological process: ubiquitin-dependent protein catabolic process. The coding region runs from base 212 to 1372 and encodes 386 amino acids. NCBI's taxonomy places the organism in Eukaryota, Viridiplantae, Streptophyta, Magnoliopsida, Malpighiales, Euphorbiaceae. The transcript is spliced from 6 exons. Gene Ontology annotation, cellular component: nucleus; cytosol; proteasome regulatory particle, lid subcomplex.
ACCAGUUCAUACCCACAGCCGGUGAUGUAUAUGCCGCAAAAGAAAAACCCGGACCGUAUGCGUAUUUUUUUUUAUUAAUAUUUUAUAUAGAGAUAAUAUCCUUUUCUUUGAGCUCAAGACAGAAAGUGGCAGCGAGAGGGGUUUUGGUUUUUCAGAUUUCUCAAAUAUAAAUUGAAAUUUCAAGCAACCAAACAACGUGAAAAUAUCCGCCAUGGCUGCUCUACAGUAUCUGGAGUCUCUUAGCAACGCGCAUCCCGAACACGCCGAGUGGUACAAUUCACUCGCAGAUCUGUACCAGAAGAAGCUGUGGCACCAACUCACUCUCAAGCUUGAGCAGUUCGUUGCUUUCGCUGUCGUUCAGGCUGGUGAUACAUUGAUACAACUGUAUCAUAAUUUUAUCUCUGAUUUUGAGACCAAAAUUAAUCUACUCAAGCUUGCACAUUUCGCGGUUAUAGUUUCUAAGCAGUAUAAAGAGAAAAAUGCUGCCAUUAGCUAUCUUGAAGGGGUGAUUGAAAAGCUUCGAGCAACUAGAGAACAACACAUUGAGGAGCCAAUUCUUUACAUUAAGAUGCAAUUAGCUAUCUUCAAGAUUGAACAAGGGGAUCAAAAAGAGUGCAAGCAGCUUCUAGAAGAAGGAAAGAGUACACUAGACAGCAUGACUGAUAUUGAUCCAUCUGUGUAUGCCAAUUAUUAUUGGGUUUCAUCUCAGUACCAUAAAUAUCGUCAAGAAUUUGCUGAGUUCUACAAAAGUGCUCUUCUUUAUCUGGCAUACACAUCUGUGGAAUCACUCUCAGAACCAUUUAAACUGGAUUUGGCAUUUGACCUCUCUCUUUCUGCGCUUUUGGGAGAUAACAUCUACAACUUCGGAGAACUGCUCGCUCAUCCUGUCAUAAAUAGUCUUCUGGGAACACAAGUGGAGUGGCUUUACUAUAUUCUUCAGGCAUUUAACUCUGGUGAUCUAGUUCGCUACCAAGAAUUGUGUCGUGUACAUAAUGCAUCCCUGAGAUCCCAGCCGGCUUUAGUUGAGAAUGAGCGGAAGUUGUUGGAAAAGAUUAACAUUCUUUGCCUGAUGGAAAUCAUCUUUAGCCGUCCUGCUGAAGAUAGAACUAUUCCACUAAGCGUAAUUGCUGAGCGCACAAAACUUUCCAUUGAGGAUGUAGAGCAUCUUCUCAUGAAGAGUCUUUCUGUCCAUCUUAUUGAGGGUAUAAUUGAUCAAGUUGAGGGAACAAUACAUGUGUCUUGGGUGCAGCCGAGAGUUCUGGGGAUUCCACAGAUCAAAUCGUUGCGAGAUCGAUUGGAUAAUUGGCUGGAUAAAGUACACACUGCCUUACUAUCCAUUGAAGCCGAAACACCUGAUCUAGUAGCAUUAUGAUUUUUCUCUUUUUGACUUUUCUCGCCUCUUUUCCCUUCUGUUAGUGAUUGAUUUUCUCUCUGCCCAUUGUAACAAAUUCUUAAUCCAAAAGGGAAAAAAUUCAUAGGCAGCUAAGUGGAGAGACUAGAGUAAGUCACACUAGGGCAGUUGCGCCAACUUUGUUUGCUUCCUUGUCAUAUUGCAGAACCAUAUUUCUAAAAGGAGCAGCGGUUUACCUUUUUCACUUGGAAUUUGUCACUUCUGAGUGGCAUGCCUAGAGAUACAGUGAAUUGAUUGAAAAGGACAAAGAAAUUCUCUACUUAAGUGUGGUUAGUUAAACUAAUUUGUAUUGGGAAAUUUCCUUUGAUACAGAUACUGGUUGCUGUUCAAA